Brachypodium distachyon (stiff brome) is the source of this 3382-nucleotide messenger RNA. Its product is annotated as kinesin-like protein KIN-5C. The record is from RefSeq and is a predicted model, not a curated record. Gene Ontology annotation, molecular function: plus-end-directed microtubule motor activity; ATP binding; microtubule binding. The transcript is spliced from 22 exons. Bases 119 to 3139 code for a protein of 1006 amino acids. Gene Ontology annotation, biological process: microtubule-based movement. Lineage: Eukaryota; Viridiplantae; Streptophyta; Magnoliopsida; Poales; Poaceae.
UUUGAAUUCUCCCCCUCUCGUCUCCGAACCCCAUCCCCAACCCCCGCUCCCCCACCGCCCAACGGGAAGAGAUUCUCGGAAUCCCGCCGCCGCCGCCGCCGCCGCCGCAUCCGCCGCCAUGUCGCGGGUGGACAAGGAGAAGGCGGUGAACGUGCAGGUGCUCCUCCGCUGCAGGCCCUUCAGCGACGACGAGCUCAGGAGCAACGCGCCGCAGGUGGUCACCUGCAACGACUACCAGCGGGAGGUGGCCGUCACGCAGACCAUCGCCGGGAAGCAGAUCGACAGGGUCUUCACCUUCGACAAGGUGUUCGGGCCGACAGCUAAGCAGCGAGACCUGUAUGACCAAGCCAUCAUUCCUAUUGUGAACGAGGUGCUGGAAGGGUUCAACUGCACCAUCUUUGCCUAUGGCCAGACCGGCACGGGGAAGACGUAUACAAUGGAAGGAGAGUGCCGCAGAGCUAAGAGUGGGCCCAAGGGGCAGUUACCUUCAGAUGCUGGGGUCAUACCUAGAGCCGUUAAGCAGAUAUUUGAUGCAUUGGAGAGGCAGAACACCGAGUACAGUGUUAAGGUCACAUUUCUGGAGCUGUACAAUGAGGAAAUCACUGAUCUUCUUGCACCAGAGGAGAUAUCUAAGGUUGCUCUGGAAGAGCGGCAGAAAAAGCCUUUGCCUCUUAUGGAGGAUGGGAAAGGAGGGGUGCUUGUGAGAGGUUUGGAGGAAGAAAUAGUUACCAAUGCUGGUGAAAUAUUCUCUCUUUUGGAAAGAGGAUCCGCCAAGCGCCGCACAGCAGAGACCCUUUUGAACAAGCAAUCAAGUCGUUCACACUCGCUUUUCUCAAUCACCAUUCACAUAAAAGAGGCAACCCCUGAAGGAGAAGAGCUGAUAAAAUGUGGGAAGUUAAAUCUGGUUGAUCUGGCUGGGUCUGAGAAUAUCUCUCGUUCUGGAGCUCGGGAGGGCCGAGCGAGAGAGGCUGGUGAAAUAAACAAAAGCUUGCUUACUUUAGGCCGUGUCAUCACGGCAUUGGUUGAGCACCUUGGACAUGUUCCUUACAGAGACAGUAAGCUCACAAGGUUGCUUCGUGAUUCACUGGGAGGGAGAACAAAAACUUGCAUUAUUGCUACUGUUUCUCCUUCAGUACAUUGUCUCGAGGAGACACUGAGUACAUUGGAUUAUGCACACCGGGCAAAGAGCAUUAAGAACAGGCCAGAGGUUAACCAAAAAAUGAUGAAAUCAACAUUAAUCAAAGAUCUCUAUGGAGAAAUCGACCGGCUUAAAGCAGAGGUCUACGCUGCACGCGAAAAAGUUGGAGUGUACAUUCCAAAAGACAGGUAUCAGCAAGAGGAGAAUGAGAGGAAGGGCAUGGCUGAUCAAAUUGAGCACAUGACCGCUUCUUUGGAAGCAAACCAAAAGCAAAUCAGUGAUCUGCAAGAAAACUACAAUUCUGAGCUUCAGCAUUCUGCUGAUUUGAGCAAAAAGCUUGAAGCUACAGAGAAAAGCCUGGAGCAUACAGGCAACCUACUGUCCACGACAAAAGAGGAUUUAAAACAAGCCCAUUACAACCUGAAGGAGAAAGAAUUCAUUAUCUCCGAGCAGAAAAAAGCAGAAAAUGCUUUAGCACACCAAGCUUGCGUUCUGAGAUCAGAACUGGAAAAAUGUAGCCGUGAUAAUGCUUCACUGCAUUCAAAAAUAGCUAGGGGAGAUAAGCUGAGUGCUGCAAAUAGGUCCGUGGUGAACUCUUUCCAAGCUGAUCUUGCUUCGAAGUUGGAUAUUCUCUCCAAUACCCUCACUGCAUCCAUAGAUCAACAAAACAAACACCUGAGGGCUGUGGAGGACCUAUGCCAAUCUUGUGUUGAUUCCCAUGACACGGCUACAAUGGAGAUAAAGAAGAAGGUUUUAGCUUCAAAGUCAUUAUAUAUGUCGCACAUGGAAGCUUUUCAAAAUGUUGUGCUCCUACACAAAGCCAACACAAAUUCAACAUUGGAGGAUGUAUCAUCCCUGUCUGCAGCAAGCUGCUGCAGUCUUGACCAGCUUCUAGCUUGUGUUGAGGGCGAGGCACUGAAGAUAUUUAGAGAUAUACAGAAUUUGUUAGCUGACCAUCGAAGUGAACUUGCACACUUCACCAAGGAAUUGCGAGAAAGUUUCUCCAUUAGCUUGGAUAGAACAAAAGACAUGUCCAGCUACAUUCUUGGGCUCUUUGCGAAGUACUUGGAGGAAACAUCCAAGUUGCAGAACCACACGAAUCACACUCACGAUGCACAAGUCAAAAGCCUUGAAGAAUUUCAGAAGGCUUACGAGGAGCAAUCAAAGUCUGAGGAACAAAGGCUUCUGGCGGACAUCACCAGUUUGGUAUCUAAACACAUUGUUCGACAAAGAGAGCUGGUUGAUGUUAGAUUAAACUCUCUUGGUGAUGCUGCUCGUGGAAACAAGACAUUUCUGGAUGAGCACACGUCUGCUAUGGAGGGUGUCACGAAGGAUGCUAAGAGAAAGUGGGAAAUGUUUGCAGAGCAGGCGGAGAAUGACAGCAAAGUUGGCUCCAGCUUCUCUUCAGCGAAGCAUUGUCGCAUGGAAACCAUUAUGCAGGAGUGCGCAUGCACCGUCGACUCUGCUGCUCAACAAUGGAAAAAAUCACAUGCUGCGGUUAAUGAUUUGUGCACAAAACAAGUGGCUGAAGUAGAAGCACUUGUCAGGAGUGCAAUUGAAGACAACGAACAACAUGUGACCGAGGUUGCAUCAUCUCGCGCCCUUGCAGAAGAGCAAGCAUCGAAUAGUAGCAAGGACAUACUUCAAGAUAUUGACAAUCUGCUGGACGAGGCACGCAAUUCGACUUCAAGAGUAGUGUCGACAGUGGAAGCACAUUCAUUAGAGAUUCAGCAUCUGCAGGAGAACCACUCUGGCCAGGCUGUAGGCGUCAACGAGCAUGCCGAUAAGGCUCUACAAAGCAGCUACAGGGACUACGAGCCAACCGGUGAAACUCCAGUAAGGUCUGAGCCAGACGUUCCGAGCAAAGGCGCCAUCGAGUCGCUUCGAGCGAUGCCGAUCGAGUCCCUGAUGGACGAGUUCCGCGAGAACCACCCCUACGAAUCGACCAAGGAGCCCAAGCCGUCGCUCAUCCCACGCUCGCCGCUCGCGACCCUCAACUGAUGAGAUCGACUGAUAUUAUGAUAUCUGUGUGCAGUGUAAUCUUAUUAGGACAUCAAAUCAGCCAGCUUUUGAUGUCCUUGUUGUGUUAGGUUUCUUGAGGGAGUGCUAGCUGCCUUAGCUUCACUCCCCAAUUGUCUCCCCCUUCCGCCAUCUCGCCAAUGUAUCAUUUUGUUGUGUGAUAUUAUUGUGUUGUGGAGCAGCAAACAUUCUUGCCAUAAAGAAAAAAAAUCUAUGAUGAUCAAA